CACGGUCGCCUAUAUCGUUUUUCACGAUGAAGGUGAACAUCUCUUAUCCGGCCACUGGCUGCCAGAAGCUGAUAGACAUUGACGAUGAGAAGAAACUACGUCCCUUUUUUGAGAAGCGCAUGGCGACAGAAAUGAGCGCAGAAAGCCUUGGAAAUGAGUGGAAGGGCUAUGUUGUGCGCAUCUCAGGAGGAAAUGACAAGCAGGGGUUCCCCAUGAAGCAGGGGGUAUUGACAAACGGACGUGUCAAACUUCUGUUGUCCAAAGGUCAUUCGUGCUUCCGCAUGAGGAGGAACGGAGAGAGGCGCAGAAAGUCUGUACGAGGCUGUAUCGUGGACAGUAACCUCAGCGUUCUCUGUCUGGUCAUUGUCAAGAAAGGUGAGGAUGAAAUACCUGGCCUGACCGACAAGACUGUGCCCCGACGUCUUGGCCCCAAAAGGGCAAGCCGAAUCAGGAAGCUGUUCAACCUGGGCAAAGAGGAUGACGUCCGUCAGUAUGUUGUGAGGAGACCGCUGCCCCCUAAAGAAGGUAAGAAAGCCCGCACGAAGGCCCCUAAGAUUCAGCGCCUGGUCACACCUGUUGUCCUCCAGCGCAAGCGCCACAGGCUGGCCAUGAAGCGGCGUCGUUCUGCUCAGAAACGCGAGGAUGCAGCUGAAUAUGCUAAACUUUUGGCGCAGAGAAUGAAGGAGGCUAAAGAAAGAAAGCUUGAGCGCAGACGAUCCGCCUCCGCAUCAAAGAGCAGAGAUUCAAUCCGAGAAUCUACGUCAAAAAAAUGAAGCUCUUGUAACUACUAGGGGAAAUAAAAAAAUAAUUCGAAUCAGGCUGGAA
Liolophura sinensis is the source of this 825-nucleotide messenger RNA. Its product is annotated as small ribosomal subunit protein eS6-like. The record is from RefSeq and is a predicted model, not a curated record. Gene Ontology annotation, cellular component: ribosome. Gene Ontology annotation, molecular function: structural constituent of ribosome. The transcript is spliced from 5 exons. Bases 27 to 773 code for a protein of 248 amino acids. Gene Ontology annotation, biological process: translation. NCBI's taxonomy places the organism in Eukaryota, Metazoa, Mollusca, Polyplacophora, Chitonida, Chitonidae.